Messenger RNA from Bufo bufo (common toad), 2376 nucleotides. It is a transcript of the gene TOM1, whose product is annotated as target of myb1 membrane trafficking protein. Gene Ontology annotation, cellular component: endosome; membrane. The transcript has 15 exons. Gene Ontology annotation, molecular function: clathrin binding; phosphatidylinositol binding; ubiquitin binding. Gene Ontology annotation, biological process: signal transduction. The coding region runs from base 301 to 1809 and encodes 502 amino acids. NCBI's taxonomy places the organism in Eukaryota, Metazoa, Chordata, Amphibia, Anura, Bufonidae. The record is from RefSeq and is a predicted model, not a curated record.
GGGGUUGAAUACAUAUGCAAUAAACCGCUAAGUCCAAAUGUGAAGGCAGUGUGACUGUCCUCCGGGGACCGGGUAACACGCGCCUGCCCCGCACACAGGCGGCAGCGCUCAGCUGACUGCACAUUAUGACCACCACGUGUUUCCUGUGAGGGCGGGGCCAGGCGCGUGACAGCCAGUCUCCAUAGAAGCACCCAGUCUGGGAUAGGCGGGGCGGGCGGAGGUCGCUCGGUGUCAUGUGAUCACGUCUCGUCUCACAAGCGUUGGUUGGUGUCGUGCAGCUGCAGCCUCCGCCUUGGUGUAAUGGAUUUCCUAUUAGGCAACGCGUUCGCGACGCCGGUGGGGCAGCGGAUCGAAAAAGCCACAGAUGGAUCUCUGCGUACUGAAGAUUGGGCCCUGAACAUGGAGAUAUGUGAUAUUAUCAAUGAGACGGAAGAAGGGACUAAAGAUGCAAUCCGUGCUCUAAAGAAAAGAAUUGUGGGAAAUAAGAACUUUCAGGAGGUUAUUUUGGCCUUGACGGUACUUGAGGCUUGUGUGAAGAAUUGUGGGCACCGAUUCCAUGUACUGGCAGCCAACCAGGAAUUUGUUGAAGGGGUGCUAGUAAGGACGAUCCUGCCUAAAAACAACCCUCCAGCUAUAGUCCACGAUAAGGUGCUUAAUUUGAUACAGGCUUGGGCAGAUGCAUUCCGCAGCAGUCCUGAUCUAACGGGGGUGGUGGCUGUUUAUGAAGACCUGAGACGAAAAGGACUUGAGUUUCCAAUGACAGAUCUGGACACGCUAUCUCCUAUUCAUACUCCUCAGCCUAGUUAUGUCAAACCUGAAGUUGUGCCGCGACCAGAUUUGUCACCUCCUAGUACCCUUCAAAGAGGAGGUUCAGUCAGUCACCCCGAGCCACCCCCUUAUUCAGGUCCGGCUCAGACAGGAACUUCCGGCGAUGCUCCGAUAAUCCCCACAGCUGAACAGAUAGCGAAGCUGCACAGUGAAUUGGAGGUGGUGAACGGAAACGUGAAAGUCAUGUCUGAGAUGUUGACUGAAUUGGUUCCCCAGAAGGCGUCACCGUCUGAUUUGGAGUUACUGCAGGAAUUGAACCGUACAUGCCGAUCCAUGCAGCAAAGAGUCCUGGAGCUCAUACCUCGAGUGACCCAUGAACAACUCACAGAGGAGCUUCUUAUUGUGAAUGACAACCUCAACAAUGUUUUCCUUCGCUAUGAAAGGUUUGAGAGAAUGUUUGUUGGUCAGACUGGUAGAGCCGCAGAAAACCAGAUUCCAAACAACAGAGACGCCUCACCAUCUCUUAUUGACCUAGAGACCACCUCUACAGUGGCCCAAUCAUCUGCUUCCUCUCUAUCUGCACAGCUAGCCAGUAUCAAUAUGAGUCCUGCAUCUGUGAGUGGAACCCUGAAGUCUCUGGAACCAGGAAAGAAACCAGAAGAUGAUUUUGAUAUGUUUGCACUUACAAGAGGGAGCUCUCUGGCCGAGCAACGCAAGAGUGUUAAAUAUGAGGAUCCUCAAGCGGCAGAAGGACUUGCGGUGGCCCUCGAUACUCGGCAGCAGAACACUGGUGCAAUUCCAGGUACUCAAAACAACUUCAUGGAUGACAUUGAAAAAUGGCUGUCUGUUGAUGCAGAAGAUGAGAUUGAGGGGGAGGAAGGUGUUACAAGUGAAGAAUUUGAUAAAUUCCUAGAGGAACGAGCAAAGGCAGCAGAUCGUGUUCCAGCAUUGCCUUCUCCUCCAACUGAUGGCCCUAGAGUUGCCUCCAGCACAGGGCGGGAUAAGAAAGAGAAAGAUGAAGACGCUCUCUUUGCCUUGUGAGUCCCUAAAUCUCUGUCUGGAGCUUAUGGACAUCUGGGAAAUCUCACAGAUUGCUGUAAAGUGGAACUGUCCAGUAGGAGACUCUUCUGAAGCAAAGAAUGUUUCCUGUGUUACUAGGAUCUUCUGGAAUAUGGACACCAUGAGUAACACCAGACCACACAGCUGUUUUACUCUGUUGAUUUGAUCUCUUGUGAUGUUAGCUAAGAUAGCUACAUGUCCUGAUGCUUAAGACCUUGUUGGUUGGACCUUUGCUUUCUUCUUGUCUGGAUAAUUGUCUAAAGUGGAGCCAUUGAUUAGCACUACAAACCUGAAGCUAUACGUCCAACAGUCACACCCAACCACCUACAGAUUGCACUACUGGAAAGCGUAUCCAACUAAACAUACAAUGGAGUUUGAUCAUAUUAUCACUACCACCUUCCUUUUAACACCAAAAGUGCCUUCUUGGUCUUGAUUUGCUUUGUUAAAUUUUUUUUUUUUAAAGUGGUGCCUCAGCUAAGAGGUUUUUCUACAUAUUAGGAGCAGCACGUGGCUAUUCCAGCACUAUAUAUGUUUAGGUACGGGAAAAUG